Messenger RNA from Pelagomonas calceolata, 1294 nucleotides. The record is from the annotation of a GenBank genome assembly. Lineage: Eukaryota; Pelagophyceae; Pelagomonadales; Pelagomonadaceae.
CCUGAACAUAUCCGCUGCUGAUAUGGUACUGGUACGGGGCUACCUCGAUCAGAUGGCAGCGCUUGCUGACGAUAAAAAGGCGCAGUUGCGCGAAUGGUUUGCAUCCGCCCGACGACGCUCUCUGCCGGUUGUUCCAGUGCCCUUCGGUCUCACCGCCGCAGACCUGUUCGCCCGGCCCGCGUCGAAGAGCGGCGGCGCGUUCGACCCUGCGUGGAAAUCGACCAGUGCGUCAGGUUAUCCUAAGAAUUAUUGCGGAAUCAGGUACCCUAAGAAUUAUCAAUACAGGCUAGGCGUCGACUUCACUGCUGCCCGGGAACCGUUCGUCCUCGCGGAUGUGGGCGUGCUGCCCGAGAUCCACGGCAGGCCGCGAAAGCAGACGCUGCGUCUCGCGCAGCAGAUGACAGAAGGCGGUAUUGCAGGCGUCCUGUGGAAUGCGGGCCGGGCCUUGACUUUCAUGUUGCCACGGCCAGUGCAUAAAUCCAAUUUUCGCAGCGCGUCUCCGCCACUGCUGAAUCAUGACCUCCACGCCAUUGACGCGGCGCAAGCUCGAUGGUGUGGCGGUGUGGUUCUCUUUGACCGCGUGACUUGGCCAACACGGCCGCGUUUUUGCCGAGAAAGACACCCGACUCACUGGUUGAUUUUUGCACAGGCCGCGGCUGCCCGAAUGGCGGGAGGAGGGGCGGUUUGCAGGGAAAGUUCUGGAGUUGGGCACAGGUACCGGACUCGUGGGCACCGCGUGCUGGCUGCGGGGCGCGCGCGAGGUCGCGAUGACGGACCUGCCGGCGGCGAUCGAACUCGCCCGCGCGAACGUGGCGGCGAACGUCGGCGCCGCGGCGGGCCUGCGCGUGGAACCGCUGGCGUGGGGCGCCCCCCUGCCGGCGGCGCUCGCGGGGCCGUGGGACGUCGUCGUCGCCGCCGACUGCCUCUACGACGUGGCGGCACUCCCGGCCCUGUUGCGAACGCUGGGAGAGGUAUCGGACGCGCGCACCGUCGUCUACCUCGCGUACAAGCGCCGCGUGGACGCGCGCGAAGCACCGUUCUUCGCCGACCUGGAAAAUCUCUUCGACCGCGUGGCGUUCACGGCGCCCGAGGCCGUCCCCGCUGAGUGGCGCGGCACCGGGCUGCAUUUAUGUCGCGCGACGGGCCGGCGGCAGACCUAGCCCCUAGCAACCACCAUCUAUAGGCUAGCAACGCCCGGCAACGACCGUUGAACGACGGGCUCUCCUUUCCGAAUAAUUGUUGGGGCCCUCAACUAGUAAGUGCAUCUAGAACUAUGGGUAGGGGGUGGCAGAAG